Molecule: messenger RNA, 6541 nt
Organism: Aedes albopictus (Asian tiger mosquito)
Lineage: Eukaryota; Metazoa; Arthropoda; Insecta; Diptera; Culicidae
Gene: ago
Product: F-box/WD repeat-containing protein 7-like
Exons: 10
Coding region: 843-4874 (1343 amino acids)
Molecular function (GO): protein binding
Source: RefSeq, a predicted model, not a curated record
AGUUUUUCGAUUUUUUUUUUCCUUUUCUCAUCGAGGGCGAAUAAGAAGAACAAGAGUGUCCCGUUUUUCUUUUGAUUGCGCAGCACGCACCCAGUAGAGUUGGACGACGGAGUUUGGAAGGUGCUGCGGAUUUUCACUGGAAUCGAAGCAAAAUUUUCGCUUUUUGAGCCGUGAGAAGAAAAGCCAAGAGGGUGAAAAAUCGCACGGGGUUUGGGGGAAGUGAGUGAGGCCCCCUAUUGUGUGUUGGGGCGCUGCUGCCUGCGAGUGGUGUUGUCUUGGGAACGUGCAUCUGUGUGCCUGUCUGAGUGUUGUUUUUGACCGAAUGUCUGUCUCGCUGGGCCCCAAAAUGAGCCCCGUCGCGUAAUUAUUAUUGAUGCAGUCGAGUGAGUGAAAAGUUUGUGGGUUUUUCUAGGGGCAGUUCUAGAUUGAAGGCAUCCCGAAGUAACUCGUAAAAGGAAAAAAUCCCUCCGGAGAAAAAAAAACAAAAUGUGGCCAAUCGAAGGUUGCAGUAGCUGAGAAAGAGAUCGUCAUCACCAUCGCGAAAAAUCAGCAUCAGGCGAAGAAUAAGUGGAAGAAAACGCGAAUCUAGUGGCAAGGAAGACCUUCGAACAUCAUCUCUCCGUCGAGUCCGCCAUCGAAGGGCCCAAAUUACACGGCUUUGUGUGGAUUAUUCUGACCGACCGACGGCCGGAACGGAAACCAGAAUCGAUUUCGCCCCUAGACCCUUGGAAAACAGAAAAGUUCUUACCCGUCAUUUCAACGCGGCCGUAGGGAAGAACCAAAAGUGAAAUUGAUGAGCGCCGCAGCCACCGUCAGUCUGUGUUGAAAUUCCGCAUCAGAUAAUGGCAGAAAAAUGUAUCGUCACGAUUAAGGAAGAGCAGCAGCACCAACAGCAGUGUCCCAGCCCUUUGGGAGAGAUUAAGAAUGAUUCCGUGACGACGGCGCUAACCGAUACACCUACGACGAUCAUCACCAGCAGCAUAAUCCCAUCGGGCGCGACCGCGAUCAGUCUGCCAUCGACAACGACGGUAUCCGCCUCUUCGACUCCCACGCAAUCCGGUACGAUCGACUGCGACGAUGACGAUGAGCGGGAGGAGAGCGGGGGCCAGCCGCGCGCGAAGGACUGCUAUGCGUGGUUCUAUCCGACGAACAAUGGCGUCGUUGUGGGACACUCCGCCACCGGAAACCAGAUCCAUCUGGAAACGCCAGCCCUCGAGGAGAAAAGCAACGGUGGCAUGAAUCUAGCGAAGCCAAAGCGACUGAGCGAUGAGUUCUACUCGGCCGACGAUGACUACGACGAGGACGAUGACGACGAGAUGAUUGGCGGCGGGGAAGAUGGAGGUAUUAGCAGUAGCAGCAGCGGCAGCAGCAGUUUAGCCGGAAUCAGUAAAAGUACUGGAGGCGAUGGAGAUUGCGAAGCACACGCUAGCUUAAAUGAGAUUAAAAACCUAAGUAUCACGAAUGGUGUCGGGGAGCUUGGGGAGGAUCGAUUCGAGCAGGACGAUGAAAACUCGAUUUCCGAUCCGAUCUUCAUCGGCGAGGAAACUUCGUCUUGCAGUAGCGGGCACCAGCAAAUCGUAGCGGAAACCGAAGAAGCGGUGUCCGAAAGAACACAGGAGACUGAAGAAGAGGCAAGUCGGCAGCACGCGGAGCAAAACCCGCUGGGAAUGGAACAGGAGGAGGAAAUCCCAGAGGAUGAAGGUGUUGCCGCACUGGAUGAGAACCUCGAUGACGAUGAAGAUGACGAGGUGGAUGAGGAUGAUGUGCAAUCAAUCGAUGCAAUCGAACGUCGGGAUUUUGAGCAGGAACAAAAACUGACUGGCGGAAUUAUAAUUAAAAAUAGCGCUUUGAUACCCGAUAACCAUAGACUGAAUAUAGAGUUAAUAAGUAGAUUUAGUAAUAGGAACCGCAACGAUGCAUUGGCGAAAAAAUCUCAGUCUGAGAGCGGCAAAGUUCAGCUUAUAACAACGCCAACUAGCAGUAGACACGCGUACAAGAAUUGUUGUAAUAAUCCAUCUAGUUCUAAUAGCACUAGUAAUAGGGAACAAAACAGUAAUAGUACAACAAAGUCAACGGUAAAAAUUAACCUGUCAGCUAGUCUAGAUAGCUACUGUGCAGCUACUGAAUCAGAGAAUGGGCCCGAUAUGGCCGAUGGGCCUUCCUGUUCUUCCUCGAUGGCUUCGUCCUCAUCUUCUUUGGCCUCCAGUAGCGGUAAGGCGGCAACGCAGAAUCGCCAACAGCAACAACUCGAUGCGAUCUUCAACAGCAACUCCAACGAUAGCCUUUCGUCCGAUCGUUCCAUCUUCAUCCCUAAUCUGCAAGCUUUGAAAGCAUCGGCCAAGGAUUGCCCAACAGCACCCAGCAGUAGUGGCGUCAAUGAACCUGGUACUUCAUCUUCCUCUUCAUCACCUUCACCUUCAUCGGGGAGCUGUUCCGCUGGUCCUUCGACGUCCGGAGCAACCAAAGCACCGUCCGACUGCAGCUUAUCGUCUUGCGCAACGUCGGUCAUCAAACAAACUGGAGAAUGCAGCAAAAACAUCAACCACCAUCCACUUCCCUCGACCAGCACUAGCAGUUCCUCGCUAUUUUCCUUCAGCUGUCCCUUUGGCAGUGCCGAUCGCGAAACAGGCGAAGGUUGCAGCAGUGGAAAUGUAUCCCUCAGAAGGUUUUCCUCUAAUGGGUCGAAUUUUGUAGACAACAUCGCUGAUGAUGUUGAACCUUCUAGCUCGUCUCACCGCAUCCGUCAGCCACAACUCCAUCACGAACAUAAUCACAUGGAAGAUCCCCUACUGGAACCUUCUCAACUGUCCAUGCCACCGGAACUGGCCGCAUCGGCCUCGGUCGUCGAUCACGAAUGCGACGAAGACAAUUGGGCUGACUGUGAAGAGGGCUCCGACGAGGAGGUUUGCACCUGUCGAGAUUACACCGACGAUGAGGGAAAUGGAACUAACGGCGGAGCGGGUGGCCACGCUAGCAGCGAAGAUGAACUGCCUUCUCGGGACGUUGACCUGUCCAGCUUCACUCACAUGGAUGCCGCGGAAGACAUUUUAGCUCACGAUCCGAGUACCGGUGGGAGCGCUGGAAGCGCGAACAACACCAGCGGUAGCAACGCACAAACGCCAAGACUGCAUCGGAAGCGCAAAUUGACCGAAAAUCGAAUCCUGUUCGGAAGUGGCGGAAGCCGCAGUUCGACGGGAGGAGUGUCGGAGAGCACCGGUGGGCUGGGAAGCCAUUGCGAUAGUCCCAGUACGGAAUCGCUCAACUACAACAGUCGCAAACGAUUAGCUUUAGAUAGUGCCAGCUCGCCACGGACGUUGCGUAGUCCGUCUAAUCUUACUUCAACGCCUACGACAUCCUCAGCGCUGGGCGAACGGAAAACUCCCCGAAGUGUAAUCCCUACCAAAGAUAAUCCUCCUCCCGAACUGAACGAGUGGCUGAUGCAAUUCCAGCGAUGGACACCGGUCGAGCGUCUGGUAGCUGUGGACAUGCUAAUCGAACACUGCGAACCAACCCAGGUUCGACACAUGAUGAAAGUCAUCGAACCGCAGUUCCAGCGAGAUUUUAUCUCGCUGCUGCCCAAAGAACUGGCUUUGCAGGUCCUGUCCUAUCUGGAACCUAAGGAUCUCCUCCGGGCGGCUCAAACUUGUCGCAGCUGGCGUUUCCUAGCGGACGAUAACCUCCUGUGGAAGGAAAAGUGCAAGGAAGCCAACAUCGUGAUGGACGUGACCGGUGGGGACCGACCGAAACGGGGUCGUGCCGGCAAUAUGCCGCCGAUUUCGUCACCCUGGAAGGCGGCCUACAUGCGACAGCACAUCAUCGAGAUGAACUGGCGCUCGCGACCGAUCCGUACCGCCAAGGUCCUGAAGGGCCACGACGACCACGUCAUCACGUGCCUUCAGUUCUGCGGUAACCGCAUCGUGUCCGGCUCGGACGAUAAUACACUCAAAGUGUGGUCCGCCAUCACCGGAAAGUGCCUUCGAACACUGGUCGGUCACACGGGUGGCGUUUGGUCGUCGCAAAUGUCCGGGAACAUAAUCAUCUCCGGAAGUACCGACCGCACUUUGAAAGUGUGGAACGCCGAAACUGGUCAACUGUUGCACACAUUGUAUGGACACACUUCAACGGUCCGUUGUAUGCAUUUGCAUGGAAAUAAAGUCGUCAGUGGAUCUCGGGAUGCUACGUUACGUGUGUGGGACGUGGACGAGGGCAGCUGCCUGCAUGUUUUGGUUGGUCAUUUGGCUGCCGUUCGCUGUGUUCAAUACGAUGGUAGGCUGGUUGUGUCCGGAGCGUACGAUUACAUGGUGAAGGUGUGGAACCCGGAGCGGCAGGAGUGUCUGCACACGCUACAGGGUCACACGAAUCGUGUCUACUCACUGCAGUUCGACGGCAUCCACGUGGUGUCCGGUUCAUUGGACACGUCGAUCCGGGUGUGGGAUGCGGAAACGGGCAGCUGCAAGCACGCCCUUAUGGGCCAUCAAAGUUUAACGUCCGGUAUGGAGCUCCGGUCGAACAUUUUGGUUUCGGGCAAUGCCGAUUCCACCGUUAAGGUGUGGGACAUCAUCACUGGCCAGUGCUUGCAAACGUUAUCCGGACCCAACAAGCAUCAGUCGGCCGUGACGUGUUUACAGUUCAACUCUCGCUUCGUGAUAACCAGCUCCGACGAUGGCACCGUCAAGCUGUGGGACGUUAAGACUGGCGAAUUCAUACGCAAUCUGGUCGCCCUGGAAUCCGGCGGCUCCGGUGGUGUGGUGUGGCGUAUUAGAGCUAACGAUACGAAGCUGAUCUGCGCUGUCGGCUCGCGUAACGGAACAGAGGAAACCAAACUGCUGGUUCUCGACUUCGACGUAGAAGGUGCCUGUUUGAAAUGCUCAUAGGUUCUGGAUAAGUAUACUCUUUAACAACCUCCCCCUAUACGUUUCCUGCGCUAUCCUUCUCCUCAACUAUAUCUUAAGACUCUGAAGAGUGUCCCCGUUGAUAGGACUAUAGUUUGCUGAAGGUAAAAAAAACUAGUUAUAAUUGAAAGCCCGAUCAAAGGUAUAACAGAAAGGUGUAGCCGGUAGUGAUGGAAGGAAGUGAAAAAAAAACUAAAGUGGCCCUUCCUGAAAGGACACAACAAAAAAGUAAAUUUUAUACCAAUAGUAAAGAAAAAAGUGCUUGAUUAAUAAGGUAAUCAGCCAAUUGGUCAAUCGAAACCGGAGAAACCUGCCGAACGCGUUUUGUGUCCUGCCGUACUGUUGAAGUCCUCAUCGUGAGCGUUUGUGUUCGCUUUGAAUGUUUGUUAAACUUUGUUUCCUUGUUGAGUUUAACGGAGAUCAAUAUUGUUCACUAUUCUAGCACAUAUGAUUUUCCGGCAGCGCCGCGGCUUCUUAUAUCUUUAUGUUUUCUUUUGAAACGAAUCGGAAUAGUUGAUUUUCUUACAUUUUAUAUUGUUCUUUAAAAAAACCUAUCUGUCUAUGUGUUAUGAGUCUAAAUGAUUCUUAUUUGCUCUCACGGUGAGCAUCUUUAAACAGGACAACCGUUGCGGUUUCAUUUUCUCCGAUGUUUUCUAAAUUGCAUUCGAUGCGACCAAAUGGCCAGGACAAACAUGCUUUAACCUAUUAACAAUACACAGCUUUCGCUUUAGUUUUUAGUAAUUCAAUCCUCAAUUUUUUGAAGGUGUCGUCGUUGAGCAUAUUGAUUGAACAGGCGCAAUCUUAUCAUAAUUCACGAGGCUUUAUUUGAAGUUAUUAUAUUGCAAAAAUACUUUCAAAGUUUUGAACGUCCAACGGUAUUUUGCUGCCCUACAACUUUGCGUGAAUUUUUGAAAAAUUCAUUACGCAGAGCAGCAGUACCGUAAAAAACAAACAGGCGCUUAAGAUUUUGAUAGUUGUUUUUCCUGGUGAUAACGAUAAAUGAAGCUCGUGCAUAAACAAUGAACUAGAAAUAACUACAACAAUAUUUGAACUGACCGAUAAAAUAUAACGAAACUGGCAGAAUUAAACCAACUCUUAAAGAACUAAACACCUUCACGCAAAAAUACAAGUAUAUGCUAGCGAAAUCACUACACCCACAGAAUAACAAAAAUAGCUGAAGGACAGAAAACAAGAAAUUCGCGAAAAAAUCACACAACCUACAAAACACACGAAAAUCACAAUUAGGAAAAGAAAAGAAAACCCCGUGUACAAUUUAGUUAGUUGUCUGUUUAGAAAUUCGAUGUCUCAAAUGUAUAGAUUCCAAAUGAAUGAUCUUUUGUUUUUUAUUAUUUAAGUUUUUGCAUCAGUUUAAAGAAAUUUAUCCCUCAUUAGCAAAAUUAUUACCUCUAGGAUUUAUUGUCUGAAAACAAUUACUAUUUUGUUUGGACACAUUUUCUUCUUUUCUCAGUUGAAUUCGUUUCCUGUUGCAAAAUUCGAGAUAGUCCCCCAAAACAAUCCUUCAGUUCCCUGUUGAAAUGCAAAAAAAAACGAAACCAUACGCAAAAACAAAAAAAAAACAAAGAACAAAUUAACCUCUAAAAUUGUAAAGGAAAUUAUACGAAAUAACGUGGUAGUGAACAACUGCAGCG